Messenger RNA from Prunus persica (peach), 3195 nucleotides. RefSeq names its product pentatricopeptide repeat-containing protein At3g07290, mitochondrial. The record is from RefSeq and is a predicted model, not a curated record. The coding region runs from base 155 to 2866 and encodes 903 amino acids. The transcript has a single exon. Lineage: Eukaryota; Viridiplantae; Streptophyta; Magnoliopsida; Rosales; Rosaceae. Gene Ontology annotation, molecular function: protein binding.
AAAGGGUUUCUAGGUGGAGGAGGCUCACAGAAAUAAAAAAGAAAAAGGUAUAUAUAUUUUUUGAAAUACUCGAAGACGUCCCUCCAAAACAGCCCUUAUUUUCAGUUUGCAAAUUGAAAAAUAGUUUAUCUUCAUCUCACUCCUCAGUCUCUGUAUGUUGGUUCGCACAAAUAAGGUCCUAAACGUCCUCUUGAGAGCUCCUUACUUGUUUGAACUUCCUCCCUCGCUUUCCUCUGUCUCAUAUCAAUCUUCACGCAGCCAAGCAAUCCCAGAAAGCUUAGAUGACACAACCUCUCGAGUAUCAGCUUUUCUUAAGCAACCCAAUUGGGAAAGGAACAAUCUUCUUAAGUCACUGGUCUCUCACAUGGCCCCAUAUGCAGCUACCAAGGUUUUACAGCUUCACGGCAACGACAUUGAACUUGGGGUACGGUUUUUCAAGUGGGUUUGCAAGCAUUCUACUUAUUGUUAUGAUUUUGAUAAUAGAAUUCUUCUGUUGAAUUUGAUGGUGUCUUCUUCCAAUUUGUAUGUGAUUGCACAAAAAGCCAUAAUUUUGUUAAUCAAGGAGUUCAGUAAUAGUGAGCCUGAGAUUCUAAAGCUGAUGGAGGCAUUGGAUAAUAUGCGAAAGAUUGGAUUUUGGUUGAGUUAUCCUUGUUAUAGUAGUCUUUUGAUGUCUUUAGCUAGUUUGGAUUUGGGGUUUUUGUCAUUCUUGGUGUAUAAAAGAAUGGUAGACAAUGGUUUUCUUCUUGGUGUUAUUGACUACAGGACUAUAAUUAAUGCUUUAUGCAAGAAUGGGUUUGUGCAAUCUGCUGAAAUGUUCUUGUGCAUGGUUUUAAAACUUGGGUUUCAGUUGGACACUCAUAUUUGUACUUCUUUAGUGUUGGGUAAUUGUAGAGAAUGUAAUCUCCGGGAGGCCUCCCGGGUGUUUGAUAUAAUGUCUAAAGGGGGUAGCUGUGGACCUAAUUCCGUGACGUACUCCAUAUUGAUUCAUGGUUAUUGUCAGAUUGGUAAACUUGAUGAAGCUUUUCAUCUGAAAAAAGAGAUGAGUGAGAAGGGCUGCCAGCCGACUACUCGUACAUAUACUGUACUCAUCAAGGCUUUGUGUGACAUUGGGUCGACUGAUAAGGCUCUAGGUUUGCUUGAUGAGAUGGUUUCAAAGGGUUGUAAACCUAAUGUUCAUACUUAUACCAUAUUGAUUGAUAGAUUAUGCAGGGAAGGAAAGAUUGAGGAGGCCAAUGCAAUGUUUAGAAAGAUGCUUAAAGGUGGGCUUUUUCCUGGCACAGUAACUUACAAUGCACUGAUAAAUGGAUACUGCAAAGAAGGGCGCGUGAUUCCUGCUUUUGAGCUACUUGGUGUGAUGGAGAAAAGACAAUGUAAGCCUAACAUUCGUACCUACAAUGAGCUCAUGGAAGGGCUAUGCAAAGUUUAUAAAACUUACAAAGCCAUGUUUCUUUUGAAAAGAGUAGUUGAUAAUGGUUUGUUGCCUAACAGAGUAACUUACAAUAUUUUAAUUGAUGGCUUUUGCCGAGAAGGCCAACUUGGAUUGGCUUUUGAAACAUUUAAGUCAAUGAGCUCAUGUGGUCUUGAACCAGAUUGUUUUUCUUUCACUGCCUUAAUUGAUGGUUUCUGUAAACAAGGGAGACCAGGGCAUGCAAUCAGCAUUUUAGGUUCAAUGGUAAAGAAGGGUAUUUCCCCUGAUGAAGUUACUAUGACAGCUCUUAUUGAUGGUUAUUGCAAGAUUGGUGAAAUUGGAAAUGCAUCAAUGCUUUUUGGGAAUCUGGUGGAGAAGAGGACCUUGACAACAGCACACACAUUCAAUUGUUUUCUUGAUGUUCUCAGCAAAGAUGAUAAGGUGCUUGCAACGCAGGCAAUGUUGGGGAAGAUGCUAAAGUAUGGAUCAGUUCCGUCUGUAGUGACUUAUACAAUAUUAGUCAAUGCGCUUUGCCAAACUGGUGAGAUUACCUGUGCACUGAAAAUGUUGGAUUUGAUGAGGCAGACUAGCUGCCCUCCAAAUGUCUACACCUAUACCGUUGUGAUCAAUGGCCUCUGCCAAAAUGGAAGAGUGGAGGAAGCUGAAAUCCUUCUCUUUAGUAUGUCUGAUUUCGGGAUACCUCCAAACCACAUUACAUAUACUGUAUUAAUUAAAGCUCUUGUUAAUGUUGGUAGGUUGGAUCAUGCCUAUGAGAUUCUGCGUGUUAUGGUUCAAAAAGGUUAUCAACCAAGCACUCGAAUCUAUUCUGCGCUCCUUGCAGGUUCUGUUUUGUCAAGCGAGGCUAAGGAAGAAGCAAGAUCAGUUAGUUCUUCCAACUUUGUAGAUGCUGGAACAUUACCUUCAAGGGACACUAAUGAUAAUUGCAUUUCCAGACAUGUCUUUAGGAAUAUGGAGAUCGAACAUGCUUUCCGUCUUGAAGAAAAGAUCACAAGAUGUGGUGGGUCGGCAACAGAUUUGUACAACUUUGUUGUUAUGGGUUUAUGCCGGGAGGCAAGAGUUGCUGAAGCAGAUCAGAUUACCAAAGAUUUACUAAAACGCGGUCUGCUUCCUGAGAAGGCUGUUUGUGCUCUCAUCAACAGCUACUGCAAGGAACGCCAAUAUGAUCACUGUCUGGACUUCAUGAAAACAAUUCUGAACCAUGGUUUUGUUCCAUCUGUUUCAUCAUACUGUUCAGUGAUUCAGGGUCUUGAUAGUGAAGGCAGGGCUGAACAAGGUGAAGAACUGUUCUCUGACCUUUUAAGACACAAUGACAUCAAGGAAAAGGCUGCAGUUUUACCAUAUCUGGAGAUCCUAGUAAAGAAAGAGGAACCUGAGCAUUGCCUUGACAUUCUCAAAUUGAUUGAGCAAAUGGGUUGCAGAGAGAGGCCUAUUAUCUAGCAGCCUAGGUCAUUUUCAGAUAUGGUAGUGCUUCAGUUGGUCUUAUGCAGAUACCAGAUUUUAAGUUGUUCUCUACAAUGGUGCUCAUCCUCAUCAGCUAUGGAUUAGAAUUUUUCUUCUUUGGUUAAACUAGGGAUUUGAAAUUUGAGAUCUCUUUUUUUUAUCAUUAAAGAGAGAGAAAUUCAGUACUAACUUUGUAAAAUCUCUAACCAUUGUAAGAGUGGACUUCAUGAAGUCAAAUUUUGUAAAUUAUCAACACCAUUUAGUUUUUCAUAUUAGCUCUGUCCUCAUGAUUAUGGAAAUUGCAAAUUUCCUGAGUUAAAUGUUUU